CUGACACAUUUCAUUUUCACAGUAUAACAUUAGAAAUCAGAUAAACAAGACUAGGUAUUCCUCGCAAGCUUGCAAAUAUUCAUGAUGUGUAAUAUGAAUACAAAAAUUUCCUGGUUAUCUCUCUUCUUGGUUUUUCCAAUUUUACACCAAUCACAGAGCACUGGAUACAAGGAACGAUUCGAAUCACAACCACCACAAUUGCCGCUUUUAACCAAGCUCUCAAGAAAUCCAUUGUAUUGUUAUAGCACAGGAACUUUGGACUUGCUUCAAAAUUUAAAACAAGUGGUCAGCGAAAAUUGUUUUAAACAUGAGGAAAAUGAAUUCAGAUUCAAGGUGAACCCUGAACAAAGCUUUCUUUAUCAGGCACACAUACCGGGUGUUUCAAUGAAAAAAACAAUCGAACGGAGGAAAAAAAUGUUGGAACGGAUAGCUUCAGUACCGAUUACAAAAAUUCAACGAUGUUUAUCUACUAAUUGCAGCAGUGAAAAACAACAACAAGUCGAAGAAUUCAUUCAAGUUUUUAGAAAAGCAGUCACUCUUUGUGAAGAUUCAGAAUAUCUUGGUACUAUAAUAACCAAUCUGGAGCAGACGUGUAAGUAAAGAAGAAAAAAGAGAAAGAAUUUCAUGCAACUGAAUUUUUGUUCCCUUGAAUAACACGAGUGUUGAAAAAAUUACCAAUCGCCGAGUCAGAAAACACCUAAUUGUUUAAUUGUAGGAAAAACUACUCCAAUAAAUUAUUUUAGAAUU
Molecule: messenger RNA, 747 nt
Organism: Planococcus citri (citrus mealybug)
Lineage: Eukaryota; Metazoa; Arthropoda; Insecta; Hemiptera; Pseudococcidae
Exons: 9
Coding region: 82-600 (172 amino acids)
Source: RefSeq, a predicted model, not a curated record